Peronospora farinosa is the source of this 633-nucleotide messenger RNA. The record is from the annotation of a GenBank genome assembly. NCBI's taxonomy places the organism in Eukaryota, Oomycota, Peronosporomycetes, Peronosporales, Peronosporaceae.
AUGCGAAUCCAUAGUCCGUCCAUUCUCGUCAAUUUAAGGCGGGAGCUCGUCUUCGACCGCUUCGCUUGUAUGCGGAAGCCCCUGCUCGACCGCCUUGAAACGGAUUGGGAACCUCUGCUCGCCCAAUGUGCUUGUAUGCGGGAGCCCCUGUUCGACCGCCUCCUUGAGAAUCGGGAACCCCUGUUCGACCGAUGUAUGUGUGUACGGGAACCGCUGUUCGACCGCCUCGUUGUGAAUCGGGAACCCCUGUUCGACCGAUGUCUGUGUGUACGGGAACCGCUGUUCCACCGCCGCGUUGUGAAUCGGGAGCCCCUGUUAGACCGAUAUCUGCGUGUGCGGGAACCGCUGUUCCACCGCCGCGUUGUGAAUCGGGAGUCCCUGUUAGACCGAUGUCUGCGUGUGCGGGAAUCGCUGUUCGACCGUCUCGUUGAGAAUUGGGAACCCCUGUUCGACCGAUGUCUGCGUGUACGGGAACCGCCGUUCCACCGCCGCGUUGUGAAUCGGGAGCCCCUGUCAGACCGAUGUCUGCGUGUGCGGGAACCGCUGUUCGACCGCCUCGUUCUGUGGCUCCAUCGGUGCAACGGAGCAUACCGGGUAGGACCUGUUGACAAGAUAGACAUCCAAGGGAUCUAA